AUGGUGUGUCGGAAGAAGAAUGUGAGCCAUGGAAGUGGCGAUGGCGAGGAUUGGACCGAGGAGCAGGAGGCUAGGCUCCACAAUGCGCACCUCGCCGUUCGAGCGACGCCGAAUUUCUGGCGCGACAUCGCGAAGCUUGUUCCAGGGAAGACCGCGGACGAGUGCUUCCACAGAUUCUACUCGGCCCAUCCCACGCCGCCGUUGGCGCCCCAGCAGCACGGGAGGAGGGUGUGCUUGAGCUCGCCAAUUCGGCCGCUUGAAGGAAAGCUUCUGUCCCCGACUAGAUUGCUACACCAGAAGCAGGCGGCGAAGAUUAGAAAGGUCGGCGGGAGGAGCACGAAGGCGAUCUUCCAAUCGCACAAGGCUGUCCGCGAGAUCCUUCGGAAGCAGCAGAUCGAUGACCAGGGAUACGAAGAAGACGCCUUUGCUGCCCUGGAGAGCACGGACAUUCCUUGCUGGGACAAAGCCGCUGCCUUGGUUUCCAUCGCCACCCCUGCCGCUACCAAGAGAAAGAAAUCAGCCAAGAAGAAAGAGGUGAUCAAAGCGGUGGUGGAUUCUUCCAGUGAGAGGCCCAGUUCUUCGGAGGUUCUAAGGCCAGCGUCUACCGAUGGGAGGAAGCACGAGAGGUAUCUGGAUCUCCUCAUUCGCAGGAACAAACUACCGGCAGCGUCACAGAGGAAAAAUGCGAAGAAAGACGAUCCAAGCAGCAGUGGUGGUGGCUUUGGUUCAAAGCUCAAGGCGCGGCUUGGAUCGAGCAAGAACUUGUCCACUGCCAAGUCCGCGGUGAUUGCCAGCGCAAGGGACGUACUGGAACAGAUACGUGAGAGAAGAUCAUCGUCCUCCACGGCCACAAAAUUAGACAGCGAUAGAGACUCGGGAUCAUGCUCUGACGCGAGCGACUUGGACGAUUUCUAGAGAUCCAUGCGUACAGGUUCGUCACCAUUCUUUUUGCUUGAGCUCUUCACCAGUGAUUCUCUUCUUUCAGACUUGUGAUCGUUAGUAGGGGAAGUUUUUGCGACAAAGAUUUUGGGACGAAACGAAUCCCAUCCAAA
Selaginella moellendorffii is the source of this 1052-nucleotide messenger RNA. RefSeq lists its product as uncharacterized. The transcript has 2 exons. NCBI's taxonomy places the organism in Eukaryota, Viridiplantae, Streptophyta, Lycopodiopsida, Selaginellales, Selaginellaceae. The coding region runs from base 1 to 915 and encodes 304 amino acids. The record is from RefSeq and is a predicted model, not a curated record.